Homalodisca vitripennis (glassy-winged sharpshooter) is the source of this 1061-nucleotide messenger RNA. RefSeq lists its product as uncharacterized. The transcript is spliced from 3 exons. The record is from RefSeq and is a predicted model, not a curated record. The coding region runs from base 362 to 1021 and encodes 219 amino acids. Lineage: Eukaryota; Metazoa; Arthropoda; Insecta; Hemiptera; Cicadellidae.
UAGGGUCUUUGUACACAUAUGAGUACACAUGAAUUUUAGCUGAUUAUUAUAAUAUAAAUACAGUUUUUGGAACAAAAAACAUGAAUUUUGUGUAUUUCACUGCAAAUGUAACAAGAAAAAAAAAUAUAAGUGCUUAGUAAAAUAAUUCAUUGAAAACGUCCCUGAAGAGGUUAAGUAGACAAAUAAAUAAACACAAGUUUGGAUUGUGAUAAUAGUUAAUGUUCAAUUUACUUACACUCAGUAUUCUGUAAUGUUCACUGGGAAAUUACAUAAUUUUGCACCUCUGAGUUGCAGUUUGGGAGUAGCAGGCAAAGUGACUCUAAGAAUUCUGUUUUUGUCUGAAAAUUAAACUCAAACUACUAUGUCAGAAGGAAACCCUGAAAAAGGCAAAAAAUCGACUAUAAGACAACAACCAAAGACUUGUCAAAAGUUUCAACAAGGACAUAUAUCAAGGAUGCGUGGAAGUGUGUCAGAUUCUGCAUUUAGAAAAUAUAAAGACAAACAAACACAAUCUUGUUUAGAUCCUCAUAUUGAAAAAGGACCAGAUACUUUAGAGAAUCCAGAAUUUCAAGUAACAGCCAUAGAACAGCAUGCGGGAAAUGUUGACUUGUCUUCUCCAGGCCUUUGUUCCGCUCUGCAGUUAGCGAAUGAAAUACAAGCUGCUUCUCAAAAUGUUAAUAUUCAUAAAUUUAACUUGGAAGAAAAUAGGCUAAAAGAAACAUUAAAACAAAAGGCUGCUAAGAAAACCAACAUUCCAUUUACAGAGCAGAUAUUCAAGAAUUUAGUUGAUCUACAGAUUAAUGACGAAGAUAUUGUUGCAAGUAAAAGUGCUUCCUCCAAGAUUACGCAUCUUGGUAAAACUAAGGAUAAAGUGUUUGAACUGUCUGAUUACUACAAACCAGAUUUUUCUCUUGAGUAUUGUGGAAAGGUACCAGAUCAAAAACUAGAAAUAGAAAAGAUUCAGUAUUAUAAUGGGUUUGAGAUCUAUGAUAGUAUUGAAUCAUUACCAAACUUGAUAUAAUAUUACCAUUUAAUGUUUAAUAAAUUUAUUUUCAAUAUUG